This is a messenger RNA of Bufo bufo (common toad), 3980 nucleotides long. It is a transcript of the gene PROSER1, whose product is annotated as proline and serine rich 1. The record is from RefSeq and is a predicted model, not a curated record. The coding region runs from base 346 to 3138 and encodes 930 amino acids. The transcript has 15 exons. NCBI's taxonomy places the organism in Eukaryota, Metazoa, Chordata, Amphibia, Anura, Bufonidae.
CGUAUCCUGCAGCUUGCGACCCAUUGUACGGCCGCGGUAAUAAUCCCAGGAAUCGGGAUAGAUUAUACACGGACCGGUCGCCGUUCGGACAACGUGGCUGGUGCCGGGCGGUAGAGCUGUCUGCAGGGAUCACCCGAACCCCCGAGAUGCCCGGCCUCCAUUCAGUAGACAGGCGAUUGAAGCAUCUUUUACAUGUGCAGGUGAAAACGCCUUCACUCAGUGAUGAUGGGCUUGUCGCACUCAUAACGCUGUAAUAGCUGGCCGGACCGGAGCCAAAGAGGGAAAGGGACAAAUAAACUUUUUGGAUUUUGGACUGUGACCUGUAAGAAGGAUAAGAGUGCAAUCAUGGACAAGAAGUCAUUCGAGAUAGUGCUGGAUGAAGUGAGAAAGGCUGUUUCUACGGAUUAUAAAGUCAAGGCCUUGGAGCACGUACAAGGAUAUUUUUCCUGUGAACAGGUGGUGGAAUUAUUAAGAUACUUCUCCUGGUCUGUUCCUCAGCUGAAGGCGGUGAAGGCCAUGCAGCUGAAAAUGGUUGCCAUUCCUGCUGCAAAGGUUGUGAACAUCCUGAACUGCUUCACGUUCAGUAAGGACCGGCUGAGUGCCCUGGAGCUGCUGGCCUUGAAUAUUCAUGAUGCAUCAAAUUAUAAACCAGUCGAAGAACUUUUUAAGACAAACCUAUCUGAGAAGAAACGCUGCAGAAGAAUCCUGGAACAGGCUGCAAAGAGAGGCUGCAAAGCGCCCAAUGCUAUGAUUUCUUCAUGUGGAAUAAUCCCUGGAAAUCCAUAUCCUAAGGGGAGACCCAGUCGCACUUAUGGAAUAUUUCAUGGAACUGCAAUAAAGAAAGAAGGAGAAGAUACAACCGAAGGCUUGGGUAUUGCCGCCAGAAUUCUUGGGCCCUGUAAGCCGCCGCCUUCUACAUAUAAUCCACACAGGCCAGUGCCAUACCCGAUUCCGCCGUGCCGACCUCACCCAACUAUUGCGCCAAAUUGCUAUGGGAAGACAAUGGCGGUAAAGAAGGAGCAGUCAAACUUAAAUACCUCUGGAGAAGGUCAAACUUUAUCUGAAAGGGGAGGGGCAGCAAGCCUUAGCACCAGUUGUCGCGAUUGGGCUAAGACAAACGAGAAUAACAGUGCAUACGUGAAUGGUACCCUCAUUCCGAACUUGCCUCCCGGAACUUUACUUCCUGCUUAUUCUUCUAAUCCAGUUACACCUGCCCCAGGAAUUGAAGAUCCUGCUGCUCAAGAAAAAUCUACACCCAGCCAAGCAAACCUUCUUGCUUCUCCACAUGGAAACAAUUCUGCUCCCCCAACACCUGUUGCAACUCCUGUCCCAGCUCCUGCUGCUUCUCCUGCUAAGACAUUGCAGCAACCAUCAACUCCUACCACUCCACACUCUGGAAUGAACAUGACUUCUCCUCUAACAGCAUUGCCAGGGCAAGGUCCUCCCUCAAUGGCAUCUCCUAAAUCCUCUACACCCACUCCAACAGUAAUAAAAAGUGCUCAGAUGUCCUCUGGUACACCCAUACCAACGGUUAGCACACCUUCAACAUCGAUCCCUUCAGUAUUCCCUGGUCUUCCAGCCCAACCAAGUUCCUCCACACCAUAUGCUAAUCUUGGGCCCAAUAAUGCAGCAUCAUCCUUGUCACUUCCAGGAUUUCCAUUUUCGGCCACAUCUUCUACAAGCACUGUAAGCAAUGCUAUGAUGCCAUCUAUAUUUGCUGGUCUACAAUUGCCCUUUAAUCCUGCCUUUCAGGGUAUGGCUAGCCCAACUCUUUCUGAUUUUGCCGGAGCUGCUGGACAAAUAGGCAAUCCUUUGCUGUCUGUUUUAAAAGGAUUUUUAACUUCAAAUGAUCCAGGGUUAAUGAAUUCUCCAUCAAUGCCUUCAUUGCCUACAUCCGGACUGUUGCCAUUGUCAAGUCUUCCAAAUACAGAAUCAAUCUCCUCGUUAAACAAGCCUUUUACUCCUCCAUGUUCAACCCCCACACCUCAGAGAACCACCACUCCUGGAACUUCUAUAUUUUCAGGUUCCUCUUCACUUUCGUUAUCAAAUCCAAUUUCUACAUCCGCAUCAAUCCCAGGACAACCUCUGUUGGCCACACCAUCUCCUCUUAGUUGUGCAUCCAUAGGUCCACAAGCUCAGAGUGCGUCCACUUCCAUAUCAGAACAAAAUCUUACAUCUUCACCAUCUGCAGCUAAUAUAUUGGUCAAAACUGAACCGGCCAGUCCAUCACCUUCCGCUUUCAAGGGUCCAUCGCGUUCAGCAACACCUUCUCAUGGUUCUCUAGGAUUGCCUCCAGUUCUAGGCCAUGUGUUUCCAUCCGGACCAAGUCUGUCUAAUUCGAUGAAUCCAGGAUUGUCAGGGCUUUCCUCAAUCAAUGGAAAUCUAGGCGGCCCAAACUUAUCUUCACUGGCUUUGUGUUCCUCCGCAGCAAUGCCUCCCGUUUUCCCUGCUUUCACAUCACUGGCCAAUGGAUCUCCAUUUGCAAGUAGCCCAGCUUUUACUCCAUCUGUUCCAAUGCUAACGUCUACCAGCAUAGCUGCUACUGCAACUCCACCUUUAACGUCCUCAGUAUUCCCCGGCCUGUCCGCACCAGCUGCCGCAGCAGUUGCGGCUGCUUCUCAGUUUCCAUUAAACCUUUCCACUGCUGUCCCUUCACUGUUUCCUGUACCACAGGGAGCCCUGGUCUCAUCAAAUCCAUCUUUUCCUGGAUUCACGGUUUCUAGCACACCACCAGUCAACCCUGCUCUUCCAUCCUUCCCUGGACUCCAGCCUCCCUCUACAUUGUCAGCAGUUCCUCCAGUGUCAGCAUGUGCGUCCGCUCCAUCUCCGGCAUCUGUCCUACCAGGAUUUGCCUCGGCUUUCAGCUCCAACUUCAACUCAGCUCUUGUGGCACAAGCCGGGCCUUCAGCUUUUCCUCUCCUUUCUCUCUCUGGUCUUCCUGGAUUUCCACAGAAUCCUCAGUCGCUGCAAGGACUCCAGCAGAGCGCAGCAGCAGCGGCAGCGGCACAGUCCGCUUUAUUACAGGCAUCCGCCCUUGAAGGAUUUUCCGCACAAGCAGACGCCUUUGCCGGUUUUCCCACAGGACCUGGUACACCGUUUCCACUGCAGCCAGGAUUGCCCCAGCGCGGCUGGCAAUAAUCAUUCUUGAAGUCCACAGCAUUUUAGCGAGGUUCAUCUGUAUCACUGUUUUUAGGGUCUUUUUAGGUUCUGGAUUUUUUUAUUCUUUUUAAAAGACUUGUCUCUGAGGGUUUUCGUUACUGUAACCGGCAGGCAUUAACUGACACAGGAAUCAUGACAAGGUUAGCCUAUGGGACUAAUUUAUUUUUACAUUUUUUAUUUAGUCAGUUUUAUACUAUUUUAGUUCAUGAAAUGUAGUAUUCCUCACACCUUUUCAGUGAGUUUUAAUAGAGCAUGUAAUUUGCUGCUUUAUGAUUUUAAAAAAGAAUCACAGAAAUGUUAGGGGUUUAGUCCUAGUGUUUUUUUUAAUUUUUUUAAAGGGUAUGUACAUAUUAGGUGUUCUGUAUGAUUUGGGGAGAUCAGUGUAUAAUUUUUCUCAUUGGGCUGUUGGAUGUUGGCACCAUUUUACCAGUCUGUCCUUCUGUACCCAGGAAAUAGGCCACACCAGGGUGACAUUAGAAGUCUCAAGCUAGCCACUUAAUACUCUACUACUGAAGAGACUAUGGCCAACCUCCACUACCUUGGAUUGGAUAUAUAAUUGUGGGCACAGGAAUAAGAGGGCACCAGAUUUGGACAGGUUGGGCAGAUUGAAAGCAGACUUGUCUGAUCCUUUUCAUCAGGGGGCGGUCUGCUAGUUACAACUGACAUGAGACUGCCUCAUAUCUAUGGCCAGUCUUAAUGGGCUUGACAUGAAGCUGCUCACUGCCACUCACUAUAGAUGGUGGCUUUUCUCACCUCCUUCAUGAUCCCUCUUGUCAAGUAGGAGCAACUAGAGGGAUCAUUGGGCUCUAAUGAAAAAUUCU